AUGCUUUGUGAAGACACUGUACUAGUGCACUAUGAUCCCUCCCUUGAGAUUGGUCUAUCUUGCGAUGCAUCAAAUGUCGGAGUGGGUGCAGUUCUUUUUCACCGUUAUCCGGAUGGAGACGAGAGACCAAUCGCGAACGUUUCAAAAACGCAUACAGAUGCUCAGCGACGUUAUAGUCAAAUUCAGAAAGAGGCCCUAGCUAUUGUCUAUGGACUUAAAAAGUUUCACCAGUUUCUCUACGGCAGAAAAUUUAUUCUUGUCACGGAUCAUAAGCCACUUGAAGCAUUGUUUGGUCCGAACAAACCUAUUCCUGUUAUGGCGGCUAACCGAUUGGCGCGAUGGGCGUUGAUGUUGUCCCAGUACAGUGGGUACACUAUUGAAUAUCGCAAGACAACAGAACAUGGGAACGCCGAUGCCUUGAGCAGACUCCCAGUAGGUCCUGAUGAUGAGUUCGACAGGGAAGAAGGAUCAGAUGAUACAGACGUGGUGUGCACGAUUAAGAUGAUUAGUCAAAAAAUGAAACCACUUGACGCCGAUUUGGUGAAGAAAGAAUCAGCAAAAGAUCCCGUCCUAGCAAAUGUUAUGCGAUACGUUCGAGAAGGUUGGCCAACUAACAAUAAGCUGUUAGAAGAUACAAGUCAUGGCUAUUCAGUAAAAGAUUUCCAAAAAGCCGCUGAUUCUCUAUCCGUGGUGAAUGGUUGCCUCAUAUAUGGUUCAAGAGUGGUGAUACCACGGAGUCUGCAGCGACAAGUGCUAAAGCUACUACACAUUGGCUAUUGUGGUAUACAACAAAUGAAGCAACUAGCUCGUACAGCCGUCUACUUGCCACGCAUUGAUGAGGACAUACGAGAACAAGGCAGACAGUGCCAACCAUGCGUGGAACAUCAAAACAAGCCCGAGAAAUCAGCCAACCAUCCAUGGAUGCUUCCCGAGCGACCUUGGAGCAGAGUACACAUUGAUCAUGCCAUCAAUUUUCUUGGGUCAAACUGGUUGGUGAUGGUAGAUGCAUACUCUAAAUACCCGUGUAUUCAUCCAACAACGUCCGUGUCGACAAAGGCAACGACAGAGCUGCUAGAGGAGGAUUUCGCCCAUUUCGGUUAUCCUCACACAAUUGUAUCAGAUAACGCAACAGCUUUCAAGUCAGCAGAAUUUCGGGAGUGGUGCCAAGAGCGAGGUAUUGUGCAUCUCACAGGAGCACCCUACCACCCAGCAACCAAUGGGGCUGCAGAACGUCUGAUCCAGACAGCUAAACAAUCCAUGAGGAAGUCUUCGAAACCACCUAAAGCUGCCUUGCAAGAAUUUCUGAUGCAGUACAGACGUACGCCGUUGGAGUUGGGAUAUUCACCAAGCGAACUGCUAAAUGGUCGGCAGAUUCGUUGCAAGAUUGAUACUCUUCUUCCGUCACACGCACAUGCAGCUCAGGGUAAACAAGCAAAGCAGGCAACGAAGUCUCAAGAAGCCGAGAAACCAGCCGAAGUUACCCAAAUCCGAGCAACACCAAAGUAUGAAGUGGGUACGAGAUGUUAUGCUUUAUAUUAUGGCCCAAGGCGAGAGAAAGAAGCGCGUUGGGUUCCCGCAAUUGUGGUUAAAGUAUUUGGAACACGCAGCGUUAAUGUUCGAGUGCAGCCUAAAGGUCUCGUAUGGCGCAGACAUGUAGAGCAGCUUCGACCGUGGUACGUAAACCCGGACGAAGAUGCUGAGCCUGCAGAACAGCCCAGAGAAGCAAUUGCCGAGAAAAUAGUGAAUCAGAAUCCAGUGAUGUCCCGUGAGAGAAAGUCCUCUACGGCCGGAAAGAAGGACAAUCCUGUACAUCUAUCUACUACGAACAAUGGUAGAGAUCUGCCCAGACGUUCAGAACGACUGAAGGCUAAGAAACAAUCCGCUCCUUCAUAG
This is a messenger RNA of Dendronephthya gigantea, 1893 nucleotides long. RefSeq lists its product as uncharacterized. Gene Ontology annotation, molecular function: nucleic acid binding. The record is from RefSeq and is a predicted model, not a curated record. The transcript has a single exon. Gene Ontology annotation, biological process: DNA integration. Bases 1 to 1893 code for a protein of 630 amino acids. Lineage: Eukaryota; Metazoa; Cnidaria; Anthozoa; Malacalcyonacea; Nephtheidae.